AUAUAUAAGUUCGACAUGACGAUCUGCGUGGAGGUAACGGAGCUGAUUGGGCGGUUUUAUUUUACUAGUGAAGAAGAAUGCGACUCACAAUGUUCGGACGACAUAUCGCCGAUGAUGGACGCCCCGCUUCCGCCUCACACCACCCUCCCGAUCACGCUGGUUCCGCUGCAGAAGUCCUCUCCGGAACGACGGAUCACCCAGAAGGAAAUCAUCGCCGGCGAGGAACGGCCUAAGUUUCUCACCAUCAAACAGGUCCAGGACGGAUCGCAAGGUGAUGAUGAUAAGAGCAAUGCUGCCACACUGUCUUCAUCAAACAACGCCAACAAAUCCUCAAAAUCACAAUCCUCUAACAACAGUGGUGACAGCAAAGCUAAACAACAGCCUCCUCAACAGCAGCAUUACAUAGUUGAAACGAUCACGAUGACAACGGUAACAGAGCGGCGGAUUGUUCAGAAUAGUCAAACCGAUCCAACGAAGACGACGAUGACGAUGACUGGUGCUAAUUCGGCCCCUCUGGUGGCCAUCGUUCCCAAUCCUAUCCCCAAAUCAGGUAACGACCUUCAGCAGGGAUCUACGGCUGUUCCGCCUUCAGCAUUGCCAGGUUCCCUACAGCAACAGAAACAGCUUCAACAAUUCAAGCAGCAGGUCAGCUUGGACGGAAGCAGCCAAGGACAGCAGCAGCCUCUCUACGAAUCCGGAGGCAAACACAAACCUCUCAGUACAGCGCAAGCUAUUAGCGGAAUCCUCAAGGGUGGAAAGCUUUGGAAAAACGAACACCAAUUGUCUCCCUCGUCGCAACAACAACAGCAGCAGCAAAUGCAGCAACAGCAGCAACAACAACAGCAACAGCUACAACAAGCACAGCACCAGCAACAGCAACAACAUCAACAGCAGCAGCACAAUCAGCACGACGACCCCACCAAUGUGACCUCGGACGAAGAGACCAGUUCAAAACGGUCGGUUCGCUUCACGGAAGAAACCAUCCGGGAGGCGUGCUGCGAUGGCGAGGUUCAAUCCGGUCUCGGAGAAGGUGAAAUGGGCACCGGUAAACCCAUCAACUACAUGUGCGAUACGCUCAAACGGCACUCCUCAGGGCUGUUCCACAAUGCCUUGAGGCCAAACUCUGCAGUCCGGCAGCUUUUCCCGGCCACGGUCAUUCAGCCCCUGCUGACGACCAGUUGCCCGGUAGGAGCUCAGACAACAGUUACCACAACCAUUGCAGGUGGUCAUUCAUGUGGGGGUGGCGCUGUUCUAGUUCAGACGACCUCGGCCACCGUUGGAAAUGGCCCAACGGCGCUUACUCAGGAAGCUCUCAAAGCGUUCGACGAUGCCAAGAAGGCCGGAAGUGGCCCCAGUUUGGUGCACCAACACAGUAUUACUAGCAAUAGCAGUGGCAAUAACAUUAAUCCUACUGGAGCUCCAGGUUCGGUCACCAAUGCUGGUGGAAGUCCCGGAGGAUCUUCAACCCUUGGUGGUGCCGGAGAAACUGACACCAUCCGGCGAACCAUCGAAAGGAACGCUCUACGGAGAUCGCUCAUCAAGUAUGAACCAAAGAAAAAGAUCCCGGUACGGGACGUGACUUCCCUGGAGGAGCGCAUCCGGCAGCUAACUUGCGACAUUGAUGAGCCCAUUGACGAGGGGGCGGACGGAGAGCUGGGUGAUAUGGAACGGCGGGACAGCCCAGCUGGAGAGGAGAAUCCGCAGCAACCGAAGUACAUUCCGGACAAGAGCUUUUCGCCGAGUUCCUCGGCUUCCAGCUCUUCGAGUGGUUCGAAUGGUUCGACCUACAAGAAAAUUACCGACCUAUUCCACAGGGAUCGGCGACAGGAGAAAAUCCCGGAGGCGGACGAGAACCCCAUCGUCAUCAUCCCGCAGAGUGAUGUUCUCCAGGAUUGCCGCUGUCCGGCUGGUCCCGAUAUUGGAAUGGGUGUCCAGAUCCAAGGUGCCCACACGCAGAUCCACCAACCGCCGCAGCAACGGUCGAUCGACUCCCGGAGGCAGUUCCUGUCGACGCUGGCCCCGUUGACGGCUUGCGUUGCCGGCCAACGCGAUGACAUGUCCUACUACACCCUGGCACAACCGGGAGACCGGAACUCGCUGGGAAGCUCUCAGUGCACCGAGUACAGUUUGGGUGACAUCGAUGCCGCGCUGCAUGACGACGACGGCAAGAAGGUAGCUCCGGAUGUAAUUGCCGGAACGCCAGGUCAGGAGUCGGAUGAGUUGGCUGCGUUUGUACAGCAAGAAGGAGCUCGGACGGAACGGUUGAAGAAGCGUUACAGUGCCGAGACGUCUACUUCAGCUCCCGCUUCCGGUGCCGGAUCGGACGAUGACGAGCACAACGAUUAUGGAUUCAACUCGAGGCCAACGGUGCGGGGCAUCAAGCCUAGGUUCGGAUCAACCAAUGAAAUAUUGCAACAGAUGCAGGCUCAACUGGCAGCUCCAUCACCACCUCAGCAAUCGAAAUCCACAACCACCACUACCCCAGCUCAACCGGUUCAGUCUAAUACGUUGCCAAGGCCACACACAGCGAACAGUCUUCAGCUGGCGGCGGCCAAGCAACAGAUCACGACCCACCAGCAUACGGCAUCCUGGAGUUACUAUCCGGGAGAAAAUGCUCAAACGAAGGCCGUAGCAGCCGUUGCCAUCGAUCCUCACGGAAACUAUUACCACAUACCGGCUCAGGCCCGCCAUAGCUACCAUGGGCAGGAAGCAAUCUACCAGAACUGUGCCCAGCUUCCGGCCGGAAGCAUCCAGGCCAACACGGUACAAAUUCAGUCGCAGCAGAUCCACACCCAGCACCACGCGGUUCAUCACAUACACCAGGCAACGACGGCUGCAGCGGCCGCGGCCUACGGAAAAUUCGCCCGUAGUCCAACGAGACGACCGGAGUCGCCACCUCCGCUGCGGAACUACCACCAGACGAUGGUCCUAAUUCCGUACAAUGCGGAAACCUACCAGCAGUAUUCGGCCCAGGAGCAGGAAAACUACCGGCGGCAGCACAAUAUCGUUGAGUAUCAACAGGUAACGCAACAAACGAUCCGGGUGCCGGUAGGCUAUCCUCUUCCUGGAAUGCAGCUGCACGUAGUUGCCGGUCGAGGAACCCUUCCGCCGCAUUACUCAACCCUGCCACGGUUAGGUUCCACCUCGAGUGCCAAUGCGGCCACGACUACUCAAUCUGCCAACCCCCACGGAAAACCUCCUGCCUACACCCAGUACCCAUCGUCGGAUAAGGGAGGAGCUGGUGGUCUCGGGGUGAAAUUCACCGAACGAGGAGCUCCGGAAGGUGCGGCCAGUGUUCAACCGAACGAUGCUGCCGGUCAGCUGCUGUCACCGACCUCCCAGGGCCAUGGACCCCCAACGGCUUCGUCUGGUUCCUCUUCCUCUUCCGGUGGCGGUGGAGGUCCUCCUUCAUCUCAGUCAUCCGUAGCGCCCGGAGGAAACGCCCAGGGUGCUGCCCAGAAUGCCACCGGAGCCGUUCCGGGAGCUGGCCAGGGAGCCGUCUUCUACGCCAUGAACGUCUGACAUGGUGACUAGAUAAAUGUCACGAUAAGAAUUGAGAAACCUGGAGUUGGAUCCGGUGAAACUGAACACGAAGAAGAGGAAGCCAUAUAAAGGUAAUCUGUUUCUGUUUCAAAGAGAAAUUCAGGCUAGAAAAAACUCGCACACACCGAGAAAUGUGGAAAAACCUGCUAACGAUACGCAACACAACGACUUGAUAAGUUUCCAGUCCCUAACGGAGCAUCUUCUAGGGGGCUAAAUCUAAGGGAAAUGCUCAACAUGUUACUGCUCUCGAUGUGUGCGUCUGUGUCAAGUGUGUGUGAAUUUUGUAAAAUGAUAUUUAUAUACAUACACAACGGGUAGAAGAGCACGCAAAAACUUGUAAAGUCAACCCAUAAGAUCAGAAUACCAAAAAAAAAAAAGUUUAAGGAAUCGAUUGCUUUCCAUGUACAUAGCGUUAAGAUAUAAUAUAUUAGCUCAGCAACUGAAAAGCUCACCCAAUGCUCCAAAGAUUGUUUUCACUAGAAUCUAUCAACGCAACCAAAAAAUGAUCGGGAAAAAAUAAGCUCGAAUUGUUGUCUUCUGAAAGAAUUUUUGGUAUAGUGAUUCUCGCGCUCUCUAUCUAUAGUUUAUCGAAAUCCAACCUAUCGGAAUGACAAUUUAUUGAUACAUAUGUCCUGAAAAAAAAACUCUCCUAAGGUGUGAUUCCAAUUUCAAUUUCAUUUUGUUCUAGUGCUUCAUGUAUAUUUUUUUUGUAGUUGCAGGGUUACCAAAUAUUUAGCAAAGAAGAUUUAAGAUAGGUUACUGCCAAGUGAUUUGUUUUUCAUCUCUGGGAAAGAAAUCUUUGAGUUUGAUUUUAUUUCUAUUCAGAUUGUUAUACAACAUAAAGGAAAGUAUGAAAAUGAUUAAAAUAUUGAGCUUAUGAAUUGAUAAAAAGUUUGAAAAAGAUUAUUUACAAAAAUGGAAAAUUCCAGGAAAGUUAAAGUAAUAAUUAAUCGGUUUAAGAAAAACCAUGCAAUAUCUUGAAAAUAAAAAAUAAAUUAAAUAAUCAUUUUGAUAAACCAAAAUUAAACGAAAGGCAGAGUUUUGCAAAAGUAAUUUUGAAACAGUUGUCUCAGUAGUUAAAGAGCUAUUAGCGACAGGAUUUUGCAAGAAGAACGCUCAUUAUCUGAGCUCCUCCUUAGGCGUUUUUCUCUAGAUUUUUACCCGGUAGUAAAUUUCAGAAUAUUUUGUCAAGAUGCAAUUAGCUAGUUGCUUUCCUUAGGGCUAUGUCUAUAAGAUGAUCAGUGCCAGAACUAAAGAAAUGGGCGUACCACCUGAAAUACUCAGGGGAAAUAAUGCAUUGGCUCUUCUAGCAUUAGCACUUACUAGCUGGCUACGAGGACUUUGAAACUGGGACACAAAUGAAUAAGAGCUCUUAAGAGUUGAUAUCGAAAUUUAGCAACAUCGACGAAUCCCUCCAGUUAAAGAAAGCUUUGGCUUUAAGACCAGUCGGCAUUCCUAAGCUUGCUUUAAAAUUUGCGAUCGUGAAGUUUUCUCAAACCAGGUUUGGGUUUGGGGGUUAAACUCUUCCCAUGAGUUUGGUCUUCUAUAAAACUCAAAAUUUAAAAUUCCUUAUCAAAUUUUGAUGAACGGCCAAAAUGAUUUGAAAGUAACAAUCUCGACUCGGAACUGAAACCAAAACCUCUAAAUCUUAUCCCAGGUCCACAAUUCUAUAAGUUUUUUUUUUUCAAUUUUCUCAUUUGUUUGAAUCAAGUCCCGAAUGUCGAAUUUCAAUAAUAUUAGAAUUAACGUGUCAGAUUGCCCAGAUUUUCCCGAUUUUUUCUACUUUUUUUAAAUUAAAAAAUUUAAAAAUUUGCAAUCUCAUUUUAAAAAUAAAACAAUUUUUCAAUUUCAGGCCGAAAAGUCGAGCAUAAUGAAAAGUUUGUAUUUGCUUCCUUCCGACUGAAAUGCCAAUACAAAUUGUAAAAAAAAUGUGACUUUAUGGUAAUGUGUUUUUUUUUUGGAUAUUUACAUGAAAUUUUUUCCAGUUUGGUAUAUGAUUGACUGGUGUGUUUCGAUAAUAAAUAAAACAAUAUUUCGAUUGUUUUUCAUAAAAAAUUAUAUCGGAUAAUGUGAAUAAUAUUGACGGAUAUUGGAAAAAAUAACCCGGAUUCCCAUGGCUCGGUCGGAUACUCGCGAAUUUUUUUUUUUUCAGCUCAGGUCAAAGUCAUUAGGGAUUUUGUGGUUCCAAAUUUUUUUAUAAACAUUAUAAUUCGAUUCUGUGAUCAGAUUUCGGAUUCUGUAUUCAUUUUAUUGUUCUUGAAUUUCAGUUUGGAAUAACUUAAAUAAGAUGCAUAUUUCAUAUUCGAAACUGAUAAUUUCGGAAAAUGAAAAGUGAAUAUAUAAAACUGCAAACCAUUUUUAAAAUAAGGAUUUGAAAUUUUCGUAUUUAGUUCUUAUGCAGAAUUGAAACUUCAAAAGCUUCAUUGUUCGCAAUUUUUAUAUAAAUUCAGAAGUCCAAAUUCGAAUUAAUAACUGAUGAACAAAUUCAUAUUGAAUGCCAAAAGUCCAGAAUUCGAAUAAAAGAUUUCUAGUUUAGGGUUCUGGUACUAAUUUCGCUUUUUGAUCAAUAAUCAAUUGAAAUUCUUUUCUGGAACCUAGAUUCAAAAUUCGUUUUCAAAUCGGAAUUCAAAUUGUAUAAAUUUUUACCAAUGCUUAAAAUGGUAAUGCUUGUGGUUUAAAAGAAUAAGCUUAUUACCUACUUGCUGUUUUGAGUAAAACACACAAGUUUUUUUUCAAUAAUAUCUUAAUGAUCCUUUUUUUCAAAAUUUGAUGAAAAAAGUGGCAUCUUCUAGGGUUUUUUUUUUCGAAGGCUAGGAUUUAAAAUAAAUACUAACUUUUAACAAAUCUGAUGCACCAGCCAGAAGAAAAAUACUUUUAUGGCACGUCCUCUAUUCAUAUUUUCCAAUUGAACUUGAAAAAAUCUCUCACAUUCCUCUUACUUCAUAGGAUCUAUCAUCAUCACUUUUAAUAAAAUUUAAGCUCCCUAUUGGACUGAAUGUGACUGAAUCAAUGCAAUCGAAAGAUUCCCUUUAAUUCUUAUUUAAAAAAGGGAAUCAAAGGGAACCUUUCGAUUGCUUUGAUUCAGUACAAAUAUUCAACCAAGUAUGCUCACAACACAUAUCAGAGUGAAAAUGUGGAGCGAUAGCCAAAAAUAAAAAGGCCAUCACUUUGAGCAGAAUUUCCGUUACAUUAACGUAGCCUGAUUUUUAUUUCACCAGUUCCCUGACAUUUGAAAAAAAAAAUUGGCAACCCUGGUUGCAAUUUGUGAAGCAGUUGUGAAGUUAUGAUCAUUACCAUUCCAAAUGCAAAGAAUUCUCUCUCUAUUGCAAUCCCUCGGGAGGAACUCCCAAAUUCCUGACAGCCUAAAAUAACUCUUUCUCACUUCUCCUGCCGCCAGAGUUGCUAAGAGCGUCAGUCGCUUUUUGAUCCCUCCUCUCAAAGAGACGUUCCUGGGAAAGGCUCUCAGGUUUGCGUUCGAGGUCAGUGAUGUCAAUUUUUUUUUUCAGAAAUGUCUGGAAAAUUUUUGAAAAAAUGUCUGGAAAAGUGUGGAAAAGUCUGGAUGGCGAAGUUUAAAGGUGAUGACCUUUUUUUUUGAUCGCCAUAUCGCAAUAUUGCAGUGUAGGGAAUAGCACUUAUUACUUCAUCAUAAUCAUACAUUCCAUACACUAUCAAUGCCUGGAACUAUUGUGGUUAUGCUUUACUUCCUGUUUUACUACCAUCUUCGUGGCAUUCCUCACUCUUCAAUUACUAAUUCGAAUUAUUUCCUGCCAUUUUGCAACGAAAAUUUUGAAUUUUUACUGUUUUGUCAGAAAAUUCAUGUCGAAACUCAAAAGUCUGGAAAUGUCUGGAAGAAAUGACAAAAGUUUGUAAGUCUGGAAACCUAAAAAAAAUUCCAAAAAGUCUGGAAGAUCCAGAAAAAAUCUGGAAGGUUGACAUCACUGUUCGAGGUAGAAAUUUGCUUGCUUCUAUUAGCUCACUGCUGACUGGCUGAUGGGGUGGCUUUGCGGCGAUAUGAGCAGAACAAAUUUUAGGCUAAAUAUUUGUUAACCUUAAUAAGUUCAACAUUACAAUUUAUAUAACCAUUCAAUGGUUGGGUAAAACGUUUGUAAUAAUGAAGGCUCUCAGAUAAUAUGUAUUACACAGAAAUCGGCCGGUGUUGAAAGAAGUAAUUGUUAAAUAAAUAGUUACCUGAACAAAAUAUCUCAAAUUUCUCAAAUCUCAAAUUGAGGCUCGUUGCACAAUUCAUUUUUAUUGUGCAAUCGAACUUAAAUUUUGCAUGUAAACUUCACAAAACAAUCUGCUUAUUUGGGCCACUCUACUCAACCAAUUAAUCAGCAAGGACAAGUUAUAUCUGGAGGAAAUCUCUCGCUAUUCGUCAUUUUCAAAUGACGCCACCGGCGUGAAUGGAAAAAAAGGAAAACAGGUCAGCCAGAUGCCCAGCCAGCGUUCUCAGAUCUACGGAUUUCUCUGUAGAUCUACGAAUUUUAGGCAUUUCUACGGAGCUACGGAUCGAUGCUCAAAAUCUACGGACUUUCGACAUUUCCUACGGAUUUUCUACGGAUUAUCGAAAAAAUUAACGAGAUUCUGCGGAUAAACAAAAAUUCUACCUGACGACCAAAAAAAAGGUCAUCAAGUUUCAUUUUACCAAAAUUAGUUCAUUUUUCGAUUUUCAUCAAACCUACGGACUUGAGCGGUUUGCAAUCUGGCAACGCUGUGCCCAGCUCAUAACGUUUGCUACACAAGCUUUCUCCUAGGCAGGUACUCUCGUAGAGCGCUCAUAUCUCUUUUUAGAGCAGAGUAAGUGAGAGCAGAACUCCCUAGGAGCAUUACAUCUUUGAGGCAGAUGGUCACUCCGUCUCAAUCCUUCUUGCUACUUAACACGUUUGUCAUCACGCUCAUUUUGGUAGUUUUACUAACCGGGCCCGAACAAAUUCACGGAGCGUGAAAGUAAAAAGAGAGUACUCCAAGAUUUGAAAUGUAUGGAAAAACUGAGCGGCUAACUUGAGUAAGAGAGCGGCUAACUUGAGUAAGAGAGCGUCACCCGUUUUUUAUCUAUUUGACCAGGUGGUAAAUCCUAUUUACGGAUUGCAUUCCAAGGUACGGCGAGCGACCGAGUCCCCCCGGUAUGCUACUCUGGGUCCAUGGGUGCAAUUGGACGAUUCAUGAUACUAAGUACUCCUACUUCAUAAAGUCCCCAUGGGGCCUCUGGUCAUAAUUCCCAUCCGGAUCUGCAUCGAAGCUUGUACCCGAGAUGGGAGACCAAGUCCGCGCUUAAGCGCUAUCGGCAAACUCCAGUUCGAGUCAAAACUCCAGCAUGUAUACCCUGCCUCUUGUAUUCAAGACUAAGGACCUCUCCUCUAACGACUCGAGGUCCGGCCUUUACUCGCAACUUGAGACUAGCUUGGUUCCCACGAAUAUCGUGCGCUCCGCCUCUGUUCGAGUCCACUGCAAGAGACCAAUGACCUCUCCUCUAACGACUCGAGAUCUUGGCUCCGCUUGGCUUGGCUCGAGGCCCUCUUCUCUUUGCCCGUCCGUGUGCCGAAUCGAGAGCAGCUUAUCCUGGACACGCGCCUGUCACAGCACACGUCCGGGGCUUUACGAAAAACUACUCGGAUCAUUCCCGGCGAAGAAUUCAUGCUACACCGACUCAGGUGACUCACCCGCCGACGACGUGAAGUCACCCUACCCGAGAGUAUUUCGCGGCGUAAAUACUCUUCCCCCUACGAUUUCGACUGCGAAGAAGGUCAAGUCUUAUCCCCGCAGAUUCCCUCGUAGGGAGCGCGUUUACUCAGAUACUCCGCGGCGGAAGAGGUAUCCUACACAACGUUCGCGACGUACCCAACAGCUCGGCAUACGCAGAAGGUAGAGUCUUAUCUUUGUAUACUUUACCGGACACACACUACUUGAAUGCCCUCCGGCAUUCUACUCCGACAGUGGUCCGGUCUUCCUCCUCCCUUUUUGUCCGGCAACCCUAGGGGUUUUGCCCGCCGUGUGCCGAAUCGAGAGCAGUUUUUGAUCUGAUGGGGCCAGGAAAUACACCUGUCACCCGAAUAUAUGUCCCAAGGCGACGAACGUGUUCAAAAGUGGGAGCAGAUUUUUAUUUCCGUGGGUGAUUGCUCUCAAAAGAAUCCGAAGUCUGCCUCCCAGUUUGGUACUCUGGGACCAUGGGUGAAAUUGGACGACUUUGUAUCAUGAAUGAUACAAGUUACAUUCCCAAUUAACAUUUAUAGUUUUAUAGCAGGCUACUAGAUAAAGUUUUGGUUUUAUAAGGGGCUUGGGGAGUCUAAUUAAACUAUCAGUGCUACUUGGGUUGUACCCUCUACCCAAACCGUGAAUUCCACCUCGAACGGGUUUGCACUAUUCUUUGACAGUGGGAGGUAUAUUCGCGCUAGUGCGCUCCGAAGAAAUACUCUUUAACGAUAUCACUUUCAGCAAUACCUCUCCUCAUUACGACUUCAUGUCUGGACCCUCCUUUCGAUUUUCCCUAAGAAACCUCUCCUCUUGGCGACUCAAGAUCUGACCCCUCCUUGCAUCGACUCGAGGUUGACGUACACUCGUACUUCUUCUCUGCACGACUCAAGGCCCGAUCUCUUCUCUAACGACUCGAGAUCUGACCUCUUUUCGUAAUGAAUCGAGGUAAACACGUAUACCCUACCUCUUGUUGAUUAAAGGCCUGAUUUCUACUCUACUCUACUCUACUCGAGAUCCGACCUCUUAUCGUUGAAACUCGGGGUUGACCACACAAACCUCUGCUCCUGAAGAUUCGAGGCCUGACCUCUCUUUUAACGACUCGAGGUCUGGCUUCUUAUCUCCAGGAUUCGAGGUUCGCCACCGCAGCCUAUCCUAGACACACGCCUGUCACAGCAUACGAGAGGGACUUAACGCAACUACUUAGAUGACUCCCGACGAAGACGUCAUCCUACACCGACUAAAAUGGCUCACCCGGCGUCGAGAGCCAUUCUACCCGUGAGUAUUCCCCGACUGCGGAAUAACCCUUUCUCAGCAAUCAGCUUCGAACAUUGGGAAACGUGCUACUCAGAUUAUCCCCGAAGUGCCGCACAAACGCGGCGUACCCACGCCAUCCGCUACGCAGAAGAUGUUGCCUUGUCUUUGUAGCUUUAAUCCGUGGGAUCGGACGCACUCUACUCGACAUUCAAUGGGGACAGUCUACUCCGACCGUAGUCCGAUCUUCUUUUCUCCCUUUGGCUAGCAACUCUAGGAUUUUUGGGACCACUGCUUUUUUCCUGCCCGUCGUGUGGCGAUCAAGAGCAGCUUAUCCUGGACUCGCACUUGUCACAGCACACGUUCGGGACUGUGAACGCUAUGAUUCGGAUAUUUCGCGACGGUGACGACAUCCUACACUGACUCAAGAGGCUCGUUCUGCUUCGAGAACCUCCCCUUGAUUACUUCUUCCGGUAUAGAACUCUGCAAUCUUUGGAACACUGCGAGUUGUGAACAAUUUUUAUGAGCAUCACCGCACUUCACAGCGCUCUUCCCACCUUCUUACUGCAAAAGUCAGACAACCUUAUUUUUUAUAAUCUUGGUAACUAGCUGACAGUAAAAUAUCAAGUCCAAUAUACGAUAAUCAAGUGGAUUUUUAAGAAGGGAGGUAUAAGGGAGUUUAAGUCAUUAGAUAUUGCAUAGAUAUUUGUGUGAUGAUGGCAAGGUUUUGCCCAGAACUGAUUUUUUAGUUUACAAAAAAGGCAGGCAUGUAUAAAUGUGACGUUAUAGUUUGAAGGUUCUGAUCUCAAUUGAGACGUCGGUCCUCAAAUUGCCGUAAAAAAAAACCUACUACAUGAUCCGACUAGCCUUAGAAGUUGCGUUAAUUUCUCGCGGUCGUGCUCUGGUCGCCAUGUUGUUUUUAAAUUCUCAAUUGAUAAAAUCUUCCAUCUUGUAAAUCGACUGUUUGGCUUGUUAUUUAGAUCACAGCAUGGGUAAGAAAAUUUAGAUCAAAGCAAGCGUCAAUGCCUUUCCCAUACCAGAAUAUAGUCGUUCACAAUGAAGUAGUAGGCUAGAAGCUCGACAAUAUUAAAAAAAAAAAAACAAGAGACCUCCUUUGACCUUUUUUGGUCUUUUCAAACUAAAAGCGUAAAAGUUCUUCUAAUGAAAUAGUAUUCGAUUUAUGCGGAAAUUUCAAAACAAUAAUGCCUUAAUUAAUUUUAAAAUUUUAAUAAUUAGAUCGCUCUGCUUUAUGUUAUGUGUUUGGUAAUCCUACAGUCAGUCAAUAUUUUCUUUAUUUUUUUUACACGUUGCCCCUUCCUUUGUUUCUGUUAUUGUUUGAGCUGGUUGACCCAAAGUGUAGGGUAAUCGAAAACAUUUACAUCAAAAGCUAACAAAGUAUAUAGCGUAGCACGAUAGUAGGAACAAUAAAAUUAAAAACAACAAGAUACACCAAAAGAGUUUACGGUAUCGAAUAAAGAAAAGCAGAAAACAAACAACUAGCUAGAUUGGAUCGUAAUUAAAAUAGUAACUUACAUGAAGUGAAUUGAAUAAAAAAAACCAUUUAUAGCUGUAACAAAAUCACUGCAAAGUAAAUUUAUACUAAACGAAAGAAAAAACAUACACUUAACAAACUAUUGGGAAAAAUUACUCGGAAUUCCAUCAAUCAGCUCAAAAUCAUCUGUACAUAACAAAACAACGUUUGGCAGGCAGAAAUUUUAUUAACCAAAAAAUAAAUCUGGCAACACUGAAACAAACUAAGAAAAAAAACAAACAAACAAAAGCAGCAACAAUAAAUAGAAGCUCAAUAGAC
Messenger RNA from Uranotaenia lowii, 12295 nucleotides. RefSeq lists its product as uncharacterized. The record is from RefSeq and is a predicted model, not a curated record. Bases 16 to 3522 code for a protein of 1168 amino acids. The transcript has 8 exons. NCBI's taxonomy places the organism in Eukaryota, Metazoa, Arthropoda, Insecta, Diptera, Culicidae.